This is a messenger RNA of Exophiala mesophila, 1874 nucleotides long. RefSeq names its product GTP-binding protein ypt2. NCBI's taxonomy places the organism in Eukaryota, Fungi, Ascomycota, Eurotiomycetes, Chaetothyriales, Herpotrichiellaceae. The record is from RefSeq and is a predicted model, not a curated record. The transcript is spliced from 3 exons. The coding region runs from base 449 to 1081 and encodes 210 amino acids. Gene Ontology annotation, cellular component: plasma membrane; endosome. Gene Ontology annotation, biological process: protein localization to plasma membrane; protein secretion; regulation of exocytosis. Gene Ontology annotation, molecular function: GTPase activity; GTP binding.
ACCUAACCAACUGCCCUCCCGUGCCUCCUAACCUAGAUCAUAGGUAGCCUUUGUGACUUUAGGUAUCGACUGAGCCACCAUCCAAGAAACCGUCUUUUCUGCCCCGUGAUUAAUCUACCAACAUCUUUCAAACCUGAGAGCCGCAGGUAACCCUCUUCAUCAUCCCACACUUCCCUCUCAACGUUCAGCAUCUUCUUUAAGUAUCUCCGUCCUCAUCCUCACCUGCAUAAAACAUCACCGUAUAGUGAUAUCCCCUCGAUCCCUUAGCCGCCGAUUUCAUCUUCCACUCCGCCUACUACGUCCAAACUACCCACACCCUCAAAGAAGUCCAACCCAGGACAGUGUAACGACAGACGUCAGACACACAUCUGAGUCUCUGUAAAUCGACUAUCUGUGACUUUGGUCUUGGUCGCCUGCAUAUUUGCCUGCGCAAUCCAAGUUUCUCGCAAUGGCAGGCACACGGAACUACGACUUCCUCAUAAAACUUCUCCUCAUUGGUGACUCGGGUGUUGGCAAGUCAUGCUGUUUACUACGCUUUUCCGAAGACAGCUUUACCCCAAGUUUCAUCACGACGAUCGGCAUCGAUUUCAAGAUACGAACCAUCGACCUGGAUGGUAAACGAGUGAAGCUGCAGAUAUGGGAUACUGCUGGACAAGAACGUUUCCGGACAAUCACCACGGCCUACUACCGGGGCGCGAUGGGUAUUCUUCUGGUGUACGAUGUGACGGAUGAAAAGAGCUUCAACAAUAUUCGGACAUGGUUCUCCAAUGUCGAACAACACGCAAGCGAAGGCGUCAACAAGAUUCUGAUUGGCAACAAAUGCGACUGGGCAGAAAAGCGAGCGGUAUCAACAGAACAAGGACAAGCGCUGGCGGACGAAUUGGGCAUUCCCUUCCUCGAGGUUUCGGCCAAGUCCAACAUCAACAUUGAAAAGGCUUUUUACUCAUUAGCCAGCGACAUCAAGAAGCGUCUAAUUGACAGUUCGAAAGAGGCUGGUGCCAGCACUGGCGGCGGUGCAGGGGCCGGCGGCGUUAACGUCGCCCAGGGUUCGGGAGCCGGCACUGGUGGAAAGUGCUGUUAAAGUCGAAGACGUUGAAUUGGUUCCUUUUUUGCGAUCAAGUCAAGGGAAGGCAGGAGCACAAAUCUUUUUUAAACCUCGACGACGAGGCUUCGAUGUUUUCUUCUCGUCGUGGCAUAUACUAAUGAACGUUUUGCGCGGAACCAAAGCAUGUCGCAUGUCGUUCAAUCAGUCAGACGUCAUGCAAUCCAUAAAGAGAGGAUUUUCAAGACACUGCAUGGGAUUACGGCUUUCAUGGGGGCGGUUCUUGAUCCAGGAGAUAGCUCGGCGCGUUCGAGAAAGGACGGGAGAAUUGGCGGUGACACAUACACACAGGCUAGACCGAGCAGAUGCAGACUAGGGCACGGGGCAAUGGUCUGUGUGACUCGAUUCCAACACCAUCUUCUUGAGGCCACUUUUAUCUUUCCCCUUGUCUACCUGGCCUGCCUCCCCUGCCUGAUAGUUGACGUGAGGUGACUCUAUGUUGAGUGAUCAGAUUGGAUCGACUCUAGGCAAACAGCAAUACUACUCUAUGAAAGGAGGAAACAAUCGCCAUCACAAAGACAUUCGGCUCGAUGGGAUGGACUAGGAAACUUCAAUCAAACAUUUCCAUCCCCUCCUCUGGGCCUGAUAACGAUGAUGGUGAUGAUAAUGAUGGGGACUGUGGGCUUGACGAGGUGAUAGCUGGUGUUAGUGGUGGUGGCCGUGGUCAUCGCAAAAACAGGUUUCGGAGUUCAGACAGAUUUCAAAGAGCAAUGUCAAUGUCAAAUUUCAGCAUGUGACGUCGAUUCCAGUUAUGUCGUCAGUCGUAGAAUUU